AUGAGAGGGUUUACUCCUUGCAAUUUUAGUCCUGCUGAUGGCAAAAAUUUUUCAUGGCUUGAUUACUAUGUGCAAACUCCCAUUAGAGAACAGACGUCUGCGUCAUGUAGUCCCUAUUCCAUCAUUGCUGCCAUUGAACUCGCUCAUCAAAUUCAUUCCGGGGAAUGCGUUGUCUUGUCAGACCAGUACCUCAUAGACAUUGGGUCUCGGUAUGGAUCUCGGUAUGUCGAAAAGGCCCAGGAUGGAAGUAUACAUCGAGAAUUUGCAAAUCACUUUCAAGCAAUACCAUGGGCUUUGAAGAAGGGGCAUCAUGUCUACAGAAAUAGACCAGACUUUGAUCCAUUUGAGCUUGAUCAUAAGGGAAAUCCAAAGAUAAUGGGUCAUGUUGUAGUUGCUAUUGGUUGGGAAUACUCCAAUGGCAAGCUAUCAUUUCUCAUCCAAAACUCUUAUGGAAAGAGUUGGGGUCAUGGAGGAUACGGAUUUAUUCAUGAAUCAUGCUUAGAUCUCAAUUGGACAUUGAUUCCAACCGUGAAGGAAGGAUACAAGGUUUAUGCAACUUCAUUCAAUGAUAUUCCUGAAGUGUCAAUCACAACUGAUUGGAUAUACCACACUUCUGCUCCACAAUUCUGA
This is a messenger RNA of Coffea arabica (coffee), 630 nucleotides long. Its product is annotated as ananain-like. Gene Ontology annotation, biological process: proteolysis. The record is from RefSeq and is a predicted model, not a curated record. Lineage: Eukaryota; Viridiplantae; Streptophyta; Magnoliopsida; Gentianales; Rubiaceae. Gene Ontology annotation, molecular function: cysteine-type peptidase activity.